Molecule: messenger RNA, 324 nt
Organism: Daldinia childiae
Lineage: Eukaryota; Fungi; Ascomycota; Sordariomycetes; Xylariales; Hypoxylaceae
Exons: 1
Coding region: 1-324 (107 amino acids)
Source: RefSeq, a predicted model, not a curated record
AUGUCUUACGCUGGUUCUGAAACCUCCGAAGAGGACUCUGUGAGUGACGAAUCCAGUUCGUCUUCCGAGGAAUACGAGAAGGAACCCGAGGCGGAAUCCGAUGUGCCCAUGGACGAUCCUAAUGAUGCCGAUGACGAACAAUCAUCUUCCGAUGCCGAUGAUGAACAAUCAUCUUCCGAUGACAACUAUUCCAAUAGCGUGUACAGCUCUCCGGAACCCGAUGAGACAGAGGGGGAAAUCGUCCAGUGUGAGGAGUGCCACUGCUGGAUGCGUGAAGGCCAGAGUCACUACUGUGAACCGGAGGAGAGGGAUAAGUACGCUUAA